This is a messenger RNA of Cylicocyclus nassatus, 1368 nucleotides long. The record is from the annotation of a GenBank genome assembly. Lineage: Eukaryota; Metazoa; Nematoda; Chromadorea; Rhabditida; Strongylidae.
AUGCAAAUCACGCCUGAAAAAAAGGAGGAACUACUGCAGAAGCUGGACGAGUUUUUUGCCAGAACAAAGAUCGCUUCAUCAGAAGCCGACGUAUUUCGAAGGCUCUACCGUCAAUUUCUUGAAGAGAUCCAUUUUAUUGAUUGGAAUAGUUGGAAAUUUAUUGCCGACGAUGUGCAACGAAACCAUGCAGAUCUGCCGAAAUUUGGCAGUACAAGGGAUGAUGUACUCGAUCGCCUUGUAGUGGUGAAACUGAAUGGUGGUCUUGGUACGACAAUGGGCUGCGAUGGGCCAAAGUCUUUCAUCAAAGUUAAGGAGAACUUGUCGUUUUUGGAUAUUGCAAAGAAGCAACAUGAGAUCUUUAACAAAACUCACGGCUCUAAUGUCCCGCUCUUCCUCAUGAACUCGUUCUACACUGAAGAACAGACGAAAAAAGAGCUAGGACCAAACAGCUUUGUACAAACGUUCUGCCAAUCUCAAUGUCCUCGAAUAUGGGCUGACAGCCUCCUACCAGUCGAAGGUACGGGCACCAAUAAGGAAUGGUAUCCGCCUGGACAUGGAAACAUAUUCCAUGCAUUGGGUGCUUCCGGGGUAUUGGACGAUCUGUUAAGGCAAGGCCGUGAUAUCAUGUUCGUGUCUAACAUAGAUAAUACUGGUGCUACCUUAGACCUGCAGAUUGCUCAGUUUGCAUGUGAUGAAAAUGUGGACUACAUCAUGGAGUGUACAGAGAAGACAGAAAACGAUAUCAAGGGAGGCACACUGAUAGACAUAGGUGGUCAGCUAAUGCAUUUGGAAAUUCCACAAGUGCCACCAGAACACCUCAACGAAUUUUGCUCAACACGAACAUUCAAAAUUUUCAACACAAACAACAUCUGGGUAAAUUUGCAAGCAGUCAAGCAGCGUUUGGAUACAAUAAGCAGCGAAAUCAUUGUAAAUCAGAAGAAUUUGAAUGGACGAGGCGUUAUCCAGCUAGAGACUUCUAUUGGAGGAUGCAUCCGCAACUUCCCCCGAGCAUACUGUAUUCACGUUGGCCGAAACAGAUUUCUGCCCGUAAAGAAAUCUGAUGAUCUUCUGGCCAUAUCCUCCAAUCUCUACACUCUAACUCCAGAGUUAUCCCUGAGAUUGAAUAGGAAUCGUCCAGCUCCUACAGUGAAUUUGGGAAAGUAUUUCCAGAAUGUGGAUGACUUCCAUGCAAGAUUUGAAGACUAUCCGGAUAUACUCGAGCUGAAAUCGUUGAAUGUAGAAGGUGAUGUACGAUUUGAGAAGGGAGUUGUUUUAAAGGGCGACGUUCGCAUAAUCAACAAAAGCGAUCUCCAACAGACUAUCAAAGUAGGGACAUGCAUCAGUGAUCAAGAAGUUUUGUUUGAAUAA